CCAAAAAAAAAAAAAGAAAUAAAUAAAUUGCUUCCCCGUAUGAACUGAUAUCAUAUAUUGUGAUGGCUCAUUACAAGGCUUGGAGGCUUUGGGAUGAAGGAAAUUCUCUGAAGUUGCUAGAGUCAGCACUAGGGAAUGUUUCUGCAAAGGCUGAGGCAGAAAGAUGUAUACAGGUUGGGUUAUUGUGCAUUCAAGAAGAGCCAGAUAAAAGGCCUAGCAUUGCAUCAGUAUUGCUCAUGCUUAACACCCAACCUAUCACAAUUCCAUCACCUGUACGCCCUCCUGCUUUCCCUUAUCGUCUAGGAAAGAAAGCAGCUCCACGUGAAAGUUAUAGCAUUCAAGCAGAAUGUGAAAUCACUGAGUUGAAUCCUCGGUAAUAUGUAAAAGCAGAUGCAAGGUGGUUGGCAAACAAAAUCUUGUGAAUAGUAUCAAUUAAUUUAAGAGCUUAAAAAGCCACUAUAUAUUGGAUGUUUCCUUACAGAACUGCAGUUAUUGUUUAGUAC
Chenopodium quinoa (quinoa) is the source of this 503-nucleotide messenger RNA. RefSeq names its product cysteine-rich receptor-like protein kinase 22. NCBI's taxonomy places the organism in Eukaryota, Viridiplantae, Streptophyta, Magnoliopsida, Caryophyllales, Amaranthaceae. The record is from RefSeq and is a predicted model, not a curated record. The transcript has a single exon. Bases 63 to 377 code for a protein of 104 amino acids.